Kwoniella shivajii is the source of this 1776-nucleotide messenger RNA. Its product is annotated as glutamate-tRNA ligase. Gene Ontology annotation, cellular component: mitochondrion. Gene Ontology annotation, molecular function: zinc ion binding; ATP binding; tRNA binding. Bases 1 to 1776 code for a protein of 591 amino acids. Gene Ontology annotation, biological process: glutamyl-tRNA aminoacylation. The record is from RefSeq and is a predicted model, not a curated record. The transcript is spliced from 13 exons. Lineage: Eukaryota; Fungi; Basidiomycota; Tremellomycetes; Tremellales; Cryptococcaceae.
AUGAGAGGGAAUACAUUACCGCUUAUAAGAUCGUUUCGACCCAGAUCAAUAGGGUGUAAACGAUGUCAUUCCACCUCCACUUCCACCGUCAAUCCAGCAUCAACAUCGACAUCGAUAUCACCUAUUUCACCUAGACUCCGAUUCGCUCCUUCCCCUACUGGGCAUCUCCAUCUAGGAGGAUUAAGAACUGCUCUGUUCAAUCAUCUUUUAGCUAGGAAAUGGAAAGGGAAAUGGCUGUUGAGGAUUGAAGAUACCGAUAGGACGAGAUUCACAGAAGGGGCUGUGGACAGUCUAAGAGGUGCGUUAGAAUGGGCAGGAUUAGAUUAUGAUGAAGGUGUCGGGAUAGGAGGGAAACACGGACCCUAUACACAAUCAGAGAGACUGGAUAUAUAUCAUCAUUACACGAAAGAGCUUUUAUCACGAGACGAGGCGUAUGAGUGUUUUUGCUCACCAGACGAAUUACAAGCUAUAAAAUUAUCAUUACAUCAACAAGGUCAAAGAAAUAGUUAUGAUGGUAGAUGUAGACAUAUAAGUGAUGAAGAGAGGACUAGGAAAAAGAAAGCUGGUGAGAAAUACGUUGUGAGAUAUAAGUCGUCAUCACAAGAUAUGGAAAUACCACCUGAUUUGAUAUUUGGCGAUAAUCAACCUUCAGCACCAACAUCUGAAUUUGAUGAUUUCGUUUUGAUGAAAUCUGAUGGAUGGCCGACAUAUCAUUUGGCGAGUGUUGUAGAUGAUCACCUAAUGGAGAUUACCCACGUACUACGAGGGGAAGAAUGGUUACCGUCGAUACCGAAACAUCAUUCCUUAUAUAAAGCAUUCGGUUGGAAACCACCUCAAUUUGCCCACUUACCAUUGUUGUGUAAUCCUGAUGGAACAAAGUUGAGUAAGAGGAAAGGAGAUACUUUCGUACAACAUUAUAUGAAACAAGGGUAUGAACCUUCAGCAUUAUUAAAUUUCCUAGCUUUAAUGGGAUGGGAUUAUCAUUCUGCGCUGUCGACUCAAACGACACUUGAUCCGCAUAUACGUAAUGAUGGCCAUUCAUUAUAUGAAUUAUUCACAUUAGAUCAAUUGAUAAAUUCAUUUGAUAUAAAUCAUGUAGCACAUAGGAAAGCGGCUGUUAACAUGUCAAAAUUAGAUUUCUUGAACAAGAUGACAUUGAGGAGGAUGGCAGGUAGAUUAGGUGAUGAUGGGUUAAUGGUCAAUGCUGGUAAAAUGAGUCAUGAUCAUGAAAAAGAACAAGAGGAAAGAAGAGGCUUGAUCGAGAGAUUCCAAUCUGGACUGAAGGAUGAAAAGGCUCUGAAAGGAUGUGAAUUAGUGGAUAAUAUCGACUAUGUCGAAAAGGUAUUCGAUGCUGAACUGCCUCGAACCACGAUACUGAAUGAAAUGCCACUAUAUUCGAUAUUUUACUUUUUACCCCCGGCAUAUACUUGUCACGAAUCACAGUCAAUAUUGAAAGACUUGAAUCUAAGGAUAUACAGUCAAUACGUCACGUUAUUCGCAGAUACGUUACAAUCCCAUCCGAGCAUAAGGAAUAAAUCAUUAGAUGUAGAUACAGUUUGGGAUGUCAUUCAUCAUUCAUUGGAUCAAUUGAAACUAGAUAAAAAACCGAAAUUACUAGUUCCUAUAAGACAUGCUCUAACAGAGAGGAAAAAAGGUCCUAGUGUACCUGAAUUAAUCACUAUUCUAGGUUUAGAUGAAACGCUUUCAAGACUCAGGAAAGGUGUAGAAUACGUAGGUCAACUUGACCAAUCGAGGAGAAAAGACAAGGACGAGUGA